Stegostoma tigrinum is the source of this 3990-nucleotide messenger RNA. RefSeq names its product NACHT, LRR and PYD domains-containing protein 3-like. The transcript has 12 exons. Gene Ontology annotation, molecular function: protein binding. The coding region runs from base 430 to 3381 and encodes 983 amino acids. NCBI's taxonomy places the organism in Eukaryota, Metazoa, Chordata, Chondrichthyes, Orectolobiformes, Stegostomatidae. The record is from RefSeq and is a predicted model, not a curated record. Gene Ontology annotation, cellular component: cytoplasm.
CACUGCACUGCUAACGAUCACACUAAGCGAUUUCGGUUUAAUUCGGAAUUGCCAGAAAGUUGAAACUUUAACUACAUUUCCUAUCCCGUGUCGCUCUACAACUCCGGAAGGAGCGCCCCAACUCCUUUAGAGGGAAUAGGGCGGAGUCGUCACGAGGACAACGACCCGGCUUCCUAUUGGCUGGCUCCGUGUGACUGGCAGAUGUCCGCACGGGUAAUCAUUCGCUGAAAAGGAAUCCUCGGCCGUUCAACCGUCCGGGCGCGCGAUCGCAUUUCCUUUGCGGGGGAUCGGUUUACGUUUGUGCGCAGGUGCUAUAGCUACUUCUACCUUCGGUGGGCGAUUUUCAAGUUCGUGUUUAGAUUUUCUAGAUUGACCCGGGGUUGAAGCAUUAGACAUGGUACUCCAGGGAGCCAGACUGAAUGGAUAAAGAUGUAUGACCCUACAGCAAAGGAUCAAGAACAUCAAAAUCUGGGUGCAUCUGUCAACAACAUGGCUGAAGAUCCAAACAGGAAAGAAAAUCCAGUGUCCUCGAUUGAAAUGAAAAUAGACACAGAUCCGAACUCCACAAUCACUGAGUUCUUGGCGAAGUGUGAGGAUUACCAGCUCUUCCAGUUCACAAAAUUCUUCUGGGACAGACUAGAACAAGCGAUGGAAGAUUGUGUGGAUGGACUCAGUUCAUUGUUAACAUACAAGAGGAUUUUCAAUGGACAGGAGCAUCAGAAAAUCAUUGAGCUUGUGGAGAAGCAGAUCCGGGCCGACAGUUCCAAACUGCUUCUAAAACUGGUGAUGGAGAAAGGUUCUUGGGCCCGAAGGGUGAUGUGGGAAUCCUUUGUGAGAAUGCGCCACGUGUUACCAAAGUUGGACAAAAUACUGAAACAAGUACAGGAGUUUGGUUCUAAUCCAUUUGAUGCAAUGGAACAUGCUCAAGGUUUAUCCGAAAUACCCGGUCAUCUGAAAGAUGCUCAACAGAAACAUAAAGAGAUGCUGCGGGUACAAACUGAAACACUGAGAGUGAACACUGUCCAAGUAAAGGAGAAGGUGAAGAUUUUCCAGCUAGUUGAUCAAUAUGCUGAUCUCACGGUCAUUUCUACUGUUCGGGAUCGAAUUCUAGUAGAACAUGAGCUGCUGGCAAGAGGCCGAGACCAUGAAGAGUGGCGAGAGAAAUUCCUCUGGAGAGGACUGGAAAAAGUCCAAACUAAUCAGCUGUUCCAGAGGAGGUUUUCCCAGACAAAUUUCAGUUCAGGGAGUACAGUGGCACUGAGUGGGGUACCAGGGAUUGGUAAAACAACAAUGAUACAAAAGAUUGUUUAUGACUGGGCCAUUGGGAAGAUCUACCAACAGUUUCAAUUUGUCUUCUAUUUCAAGUUCCGAGAUUUGAAUACUAUUAACUGUAGUAUAAACCUGGAAAAUCUGAUACUGGAUCAGUAUCCUUAUUUUGGGAACAUUCUGGGAAAUCUUUGGAAGAAACCGGAGAGUUUACUGUUUAUAUUCGAUAGUUUGGAUGAAUUCAAGGGGAGGAUUGAUUUUACUGACAGUCGGAGAAAUACAGGAUCGCAGUCCACGUGCACAGAUCCCGAAUGCUGGUGUGAAGUGUCUGACAUUGUGUACGGUUUAAUCCAGCACAAGCUGCUUCCAGGGUGUUCAGUGUUAGUGACCACACGUCCCACUGAGUUAUGUUUAUUGGAAAAGGCUGAGAUCGCUGUCUGGGCUGAAAUCCUAGGAUUUUCUGAUGAUGUUCGGAAGGAAUAUUUCAACAGGUUUUUUGAAGAUAGGACAGUGGCAGCAGCUGUUUAUAAACACGUGAAAGAGAAUGAGAUCUUGUACACAAUGACCUAUAAUCCUUCAUACUGCUGGAUCCUCUGUCAGUCACUGGGUCCUUUCCUCUCACAAUCUGACGGGAAAGAGCAACGAGUUCCCAAGACCAUCACUCAACUAUAUUCCUACUAUAUUUACAACAUUCUGAAACACCAUGGCCGAAAAAUUGAAAACCCUCGUGAUGUGAUACUGAAGCUUGGUGAGAUGGCCUUCAAAGGAGUCUCUGAGAAAAACAUUGUGUUUAGAAAUGGAGAACUGAUCCAGUACAGUCUGCAACCUUCCCAGUUCCUGUCUGGGUUCCUCAUGGAACUUCUGGAGAGGGAUGAUUCAGUCCAGACUGUGGUUUACACAUUCCCACACCUCACCAUCCAAGAAUUUGUAGCUGCACUUGCACAGUUCUUGACUCCAAAUCCCAGGGACAUCCAGAAACUCCUCAGUGAUGCUCACAGUAAGGCAGAUGGCCGUUAUGAGAUAUUUCUCUGUUUUGUUGCUGGCCUGACCUCCCCACAGGCAGCUUGGCCCCUGGAGGAGUUUCUGGGUCCAUUUCUUCAUCAAACAACCUGCCAAGUGAUUGACUGGUUGAAGAAGAUAGGCGAAGGACAGAUUCGAAACACAGGGAGCAAAACCGAUAAAAGGGACCUUCUGAAAAAAUUGCAAUACCUUUUUGAAUCUCAGAAUAAAGCAUUAGUUCGGUCCGUAGUGGGAUCCAUGAAAAUACUUGUGUUUAGUGGACUUCAUUUGACACCAGUGGACUGCUUUGUUGUGUCACAUGUCAUUGGUCUGUGUGACACAGUAAAACUCCUUGAUCUCGAGAACUGUUAUAUUCAGCAUGAAGGAUUGCAGCGACUGGGCCCCGUACUGUACAAAUGCCGGGAGUUGAGGUUGAGAAGCAAUGAUCUCAGAGAUCAAGGAAUGAAACUGUUAUCUGAAGCGCUGAAGAACCCGGAUUGUCAAAUAGAAAAACUGCAGCUGAAUGAUAAUAGUCUCACAGAUUCUUGUGCCCAGGAUCUUGCCUCGGCUCUCAGUACCAACCAGUCACUGAUAAGUCUAAAUUUGGGUGAAAAUAAAUUGGAAGAUUUAGGAGUGAAACGACUGUUUGUGGUUCUGAGAAAUGUGAACUGUAAACUUCAGGAACUGGUGCUGCUUGAUAAUCAUCUCACACAUUCUUGUAUCGAAGAACUCGCUUGCACACUCAGUACAGUUCGGUCAUUGACUGUUCUUAACCUUGGUAACAAUAAACUGGGAGAUACUGGAGUGAAACUGCUGUCUGUGGCAUUGAGCAAUCCGGCUUGCAAAAUUGUGAACCUGGGUCUAUGGGGUACCAGUCUCUCGGAUUCUUGUACCAAAGAUCUUGCCUCUGCCCUCAGUACAAACCAGUCACUGACCAUUCUGAAACUGGGAACAAACCUCUUCACGGACCGAUCUGUCCCAGCCAUCAGCCGUCUCAUUCUGGACAGUAAGAGUUUGGAGCGGAUUGAACUGUGGGAAAAUCAGUUCACUCCAACUGGAAAGAGACACCUGGAGUCACUGCAGGAAUCCAGGCACAGACUGAAGGUGAUUGUGUGAACACUUCAAUGCAUAAAUAGCUGUGCUCUCAACAGUGUCACUGUGCCAGAAGACCACUGUCCCUGAUCCUGGAUCAGAAGGUCGGACCCAUCUGCAAAGGAGGGGUUAGAGACUCGUGCUUUUCCUCCUAGAAUGUGCUUUUGCAAAGGAAGUCUGGAGAGACUUGCCAUGAUUCUUGUCGAGGUUCAUUCCAAGCAGCUUUGUGACACAGGACUCUGUGGUCUGUUCUUCGGGAUGCAUGGCAAGGCAACAAUCAGCUGUGCCUGGAAGACCAUCAACAUGGUGAAAGAUGCUCUUUGGUCUACCCAAAGUUGACCUCAACCAAUUGUUGCAGAUUGGCACAUUCCAAGGUCCAGAACUACAUGCUGAAGGAUGCACUAAAUCUUGGGGCAGGUGCUGCCAAGGUGCAGUGGGGAAAGACCACAAUCUAAUCUCCUUCUGCUAAAGUGCAAUGGGGGUUUGUUCUGUUGUCAGACCCUCUUAUCGGCUCCAAAUGUACACAAAUAGUGUCGAGCAGUAGUAGGAAAUGCCUUGGUCUUGCAGCUGCAGGCAAUGAGAAAUUCUAAUGUUUGUUCUUCCUUUCUAUGCAAAGACUGUGAAGAACCACUU